Molecule: messenger RNA, 495 nt
Organism: Puccinia graminis f. sp. tritici CRL 75-36-700-3
Lineage: Eukaryota; Fungi; Basidiomycota; Pucciniomycetes; Pucciniales; Pucciniaceae
Exons: 1
Coding region: 1-495 (164 amino acids)
Source: RefSeq, a predicted model, not a curated record
AUGUACACCCCGGGUGCAGAUUGCUGUCAUUGUGACGGGGUUUUUUUGCCGUCCCAAGACAGAACACUCCCUGCAAGCCCCCACGGCCUACACACGGGCUCCGUAGAAGGUCUGAAUGACGGCUGCCAGGAGACGUCUGCAAAAGGACAUCUCAUGCCCGUCAAACAUGCUUGCACACCGACGUUAUUAGCAGCCAUUGCCCAACCAGUACUAUCCUGGUAUGGCAACGUGCUUCGGCAAGAAGGCCGUCAUCCAGAAGAUAAGCAGACGCAUAUUGCUCAGCUCACGCGCGUGCCAUUCACAUCAUCCAACCGGCUGCCCAUCGUGCCAAGUGGGCGGCUGCCGAGGAAUUUCAGCUACUGCCAGGCUAGCGGUCAGAUGCGACAUUAUAUCCAGGCCAGAGACAAUUGUCAUGAACACGCAUUUGGUGCAGCCAACAGCAUGUUCACCAAACUUGACACUCUUUCAGGGGGGGCACAAUUUGUGAACAACUGA